AAAAUGGCUUCAACUUCUCAGAAGCCGAAAAAGGGUAUUUUAAAACAUUCAGGAAGUAUCGAUCACAGGUACACGAAGCUAUUGUAUUUUAUUAUUUAUCUUAUUAAAAAAAAUUAAUCCACUAGUUUGCUUUUUAUAUGUAGUUAGGAGCCAGAUAUUAAAUCAGGAGUAUUCGGGAAUAUGAGCAUCAAGAUCCUAGUCCUAGGCCUAGGCAAGUCUGGUACUCGUACUAUCGGACUCUGACAUCAGUGACUGAUGAUUUAUGGUGUUUUAUGUGGACCCUUUUAUGAGUUCUACUUCUAGUCAAUUUAAACAUUUAUGUAUGUUACAAUUCUGGUAAAAGUGCAGUUCAGGUGCGUAUAUUAUUUCUUAGCGCAUUUCGUAUUUUAACAUUUUUUUAUCAUGUAAACUUAUGUCUUAGUUAGUCUUAUAGUGUAUUCUUUAACUUUAAUAAUUUAAUACAGGCAGUUAUAGUUAACUAAUUCUGAAUUAUAAAUCACAUCUUUUCUUUUUAUUUUACUUCUAAAGAGUCAUUAACCAUCCCCCAACCAAAGUGACACAGCCCCCCAUUUGUUUGUAUUUUUCUUUUUACGCUAUGCCAGAUUUUUAGCCACCUAUAAGUUAGUAUGCUAAACGAAAUUUUCAAACUAAGCAUGUUCACAAAAAAGAAUGAAAUACUAGAUUCUUCAUUCCCCCCCCUGCCCCAACUUUCUUUUUUUUCCCCCUCAGAGAGCUCGGAAUAUAGGGGGUGUCCUUUGAAGUCGGGUCGGGGGGGGGGGGGAGAUUAGAAGUGGAUCACUGACUAAGGCAGUGGACACACACGUCAUCAUCGUCCUGGACCUGGUGUGAAGCUGAUCACCCUGAAGGCUGCUAAUAUGCUGUCCGUGAUUGGUCAGCUCUAAUUUGAGCACCCCACCUCUUUUUUCGUAUGCAAAUGCGCUUAUUACUGGUGCCUGAUUUGCGCUGAGUAAAGUGAGGGCUAGUGAUUAUUUUUUUUAUAUUAUAAUACGGACUCGUUUUGGCUUUGCGGUAUUGCUGGUUGUAGGAUCAUUUUGUUUAAAAUUGCAGGACGACCAAGAAACAAUAGCUAAAAUUAUUGAUGCAACAGGCAUUUUUAAUGGUGCAGCAUUUGGCUUAUAUGCGCACCUUGUGGGGCAACAAAUAACGUUAAUACAACUGGAAUUUCUCCUAAGGCGCUCGUAACAAUUGCAAUGUGGCUUGUAAGCUGGAUUCGUAUGUCAAGUAUGUGAGCUCCCCAUAAUUACCGGGAUCUGCAUAUCACCCGAAACGGGAUCUCACCCAAAACAGGAGCUCACCGUAACCGGUAUCCCGCCAGGAUCGGUAACCCACUGGAUCGGGAUCCCACCGGGAUCAGGAUCUCACUAGGAUCAAAAUCCUAUCGGGAUCGGAAUCUCACCGAAACGGGAUCCCACCGGAUUGGGAUCUCAUUUAGUUUGGGAUAACACCGGAAACGUAUCUCACCGGGAUCGGUAUCUUACCGGGAUCGGGAUCCCACCAUGACCAGGAUUCUAUCAGAAUCACAUCGGGUUCGGGAUCCCAUCAUGAUCCUUCCGGGUGCCAUUGGAAAACAGGAAAAACGAAAGGUUUACAUAAGUUAUUUUACUUGUUUUUAAUAGGAGACAAAUUAAUUAUUAUUAUUUUUACUAUAGUUUGUAGUUGACAUUUCCUUUAAUAACAAUGUGAACUAAAAGGACGUAGCAGAUGGUUUUUUCUGAACGCAGCCCCAGACAACUCCGGUUAUAGUUGAUAGUAAAGUUAUGAAAUAAAUGCAUCAUUUAUUUUAACAAGAUUCAUGCAAUUGGGCAACUUUUAUAAAGUAUCUUUAAAGACAGAAGAGUUAUCCUUGAUUUACCACAAUGGCUCCGUAAAACACGAAAGAUUCAUAAAAAUGUACUUUUUUUAUCUCGUAAAAUUUGUUAAAUUGUUGUUGUAUUCCAAUAAAAAGAUGGUAUAUAACUUUUAAAAUACUUUUUAUAAAGAAUUAACAUAAGUUUACAUGGGAAAAUAAGAGAUUCAAACAGAAAUAAUAUACGCACCUGAACUGCACUUUUACCUACCACAAUUCUUACUAAAAAUUUAGUUUUUGGAUACUAAAUGAUUACACACAAAUAGUGAAAUAAGAUUUAGGCAGAAAGAAACAGAUAGUCUGAGAAUGAACAUAAAAAUUAUUAAAACUCAGAACUGGUUACCGGAAAUUUGAUCCAAAGAAAUUUCGUUGAUGGUAAAUUGAUCAACAGUAAUUUGAUCGAAUAAAAAUUUGGGCGAAUCUUUUUUUUCAGUUCACAUGACCUGUUAAAAUUUUCGUCAAUUUACCAAUAAUUCAAUAAUGGUAAUGCCAAUGCGUUCAAAAAGACAUUUAAAUUUUAAAGCAAAAUUUAAAGUAACAACUGAAAAAAAAGAUUCAGCUAACUCAGAUUGAUCAGCCUGUGACGUCAUUUGCGUGUUUAUUGGUACUUUAAAACUAGUUGAUGCACUGAUCUGGGCAUGUCCAAAAAUGUCGAAAAAACUUGUUCUAAAAUAGGGCAUACAGCUACAUGGUAUCUUUGGAAAAUUGCAUACUAUGUCACCUUUGUUUAUUAAAUAAUUGCUUUCCUCAUCAGUGACGUAUCAGUUUUUGUGUUCCGGUCAUAUAUUGAUUUAUGCUACUAGAUUUUUUUGUGCAAAACGGACAGUUUUAUUAUGACUCGAUAACAGAUAAUGUUCUUCUGAGAUUAAAAACAUUUGUUUAAUUAUUAUUUCGAAUUAAUAUAAUUAAGAUUCAUAUUUAUUUUUAAAAAUUGACAAAAGCUACUGCGGCCAAGAUAUUGGUAUGUUUUUAUUUAAAUUCUUCAUUUGUACACUAAUAAAGCUAUUGUUAUAAAAAGUGUACACUGUAAAAGUGUCACACUGAAAUUAAAGACAUUUUUAUUAAUUAUCUUUUCCCAUUAAAGUAAAGGACCUCCACAUUUUAAGAACAUAUUUGAUGAAAAACUACUGCAUGCGACAUAGUGUUGCAUUUAACUACUUCAUUUUUAAACUAAUAAAGUUAUUUUAAUAAAAAUUUUAACAGUCACAGAUAGUGUCAAGCUAAAAUUAAAGAAAUUUUAUUAUUUAUUCCACUUGCUAGGUCUCAAAUGCUUGUAAAGCUGAGUUUUUGUCAUGUUCGAAGCCAACUUUGUAAUUAUUUGUUCUUCCCCUUAAAGAACUAUAACUCUGGAUGACAAGGGAAGUAAUAACCCCAGUUACACUACCAUAUAGAGCUCGGGUGGCCAACGUUAGGCCUUUGAUACGGCCUGUUGGAAGUCAUGUUGUGACCCAGACCCAACGGAGCUUGGUCAAAUGAACAUAAAUGUUAACUUUAUUGUACAUAUCACCAAAAGAACAUUACAUGAUGAGGCGUUCAUAACAUAUAUUUUUUAAUUAUAGCUAAGAAAAUGUUGAAAUAUCUCGCAUUUUAAAAAAAUUAUUUGUUUUUGAGCUAUUUUAAAUAUCCCAUAUUUUGGGGAAAAUUCAUUUACUUAAGUUUUUUUGCCCGACACUAGGCGUUGAUAAAAUUUAAAAUGAGACUUAAACUCCUGAUAUAUAUGAUCUGUGGUCUUCAGCAUCUUAAAUGUAUGUAUGUAAAAGCUAAUUAUGCAGUAGCAAUGAAAAAAGCAAAAAAAUUGAAUCCAUAUCCAGAUGGUGAAAUGGUUAAGGAAUGUUUGGAGAGCUUCGCUGAAAUACUGUGUCCAAAAAAAAGAAGAAGGAUUUGUAAAAAAUAAGUCUGUCUGGUCAGGCAUGUGGACCACAUUGGAAAAUAUAUUGAAGAUAAUUUGAAAAGCAUCAGAGUUUAUAUUUUAUGCUCUAGCAUUGGAUGAAAGAACAGAUAUGGAAGAUACUGUCCAACUGGCAAUUUUUAUCAGGGUCGUCGAUGUCCAUUUUAAAAAGACGGAUGAAUUAUUAGCGGCACUGUAUCCACUUUAGGACACUACUAGGUCACAAGAUUUGUUAGAGGCAGUUACAUCGACAUUGAAUCGCUUUUCAUUACAACUUAGCAACUUAUCGGGGUUAACAACGGAUGGGGCUCCAGAAAUUGUUGGAAAACACAAAGGUUUAAUCAGAUUGAUGGAAAAAGAGGCCUCCAAAGUCAGGAAUACUUCAAUGCUAAAUUUUUAUUGCAUUAUUCAUCAGGAGACCAUUGGACCAUGGCAUCAAAGUGGUUGUCAAUAGAGGUAUCUUCAUUAAGUCGAGCGGCUUGAAUCACUGUCAGUUCCGAGAAUUUCUAAAGUCUUUGGACUCAGAUUAAAAUGAGGUUGCAUUUUAUGCAUAAGUAAGAUGGGUGACCCAUGCCAAAAUGUUGAAAAGAGUGUUUAAUUUGCUGCAAGUAAUGUAAUACAAUCAUUCUUUGCAAGCAAGUCAAUAAGAAUACCAGGGUUUGAAGACCAAGAGUGAGUUUGGGACUUUGCAUUUCUGGUCGAUAUGACUAGUCACCUAAAUGACGUUAAUACUCAUCAACAAGGGAAAGAUCAGUUAAUUAAUAAGAUGUAUGAUCAUAUUUCUGCAUUUCCAAUGAAACUUGUUCUUUGAGAGCAACAGUUGAGGAUAAAACUUUUUACUCACUUUCCUACAUUGUCAUUGCAACCAGAUGUCACACAGGAGGCGGCAGAUAAAUAUGCUUCUUUGAUAUCUGAUUUAAACCUCCAAUUUGAAAACCGAUUUCAGGAUUUUUAAAAACAUUAUGUGCUUUUUGUGCAUUUGCAACACCAUUUAUUACCAGCAAGAUUACAAAUGGAAUAUUGUGCAAUGUGUUAUGAUACACAGUUACAUGAGAAAUUCCAUCAAGUUGGUUUGGAAGAGUUCUAUUAUACAUAUUUGGACAAGGAUAAAUAUCCUGUUUUUACCAACAUACUCUGUCAGGCUAUUGCUAUUUGGAAACAUUUAUGCAUGUGAACAGCUUUUUAGUCACAUGAAGCACCUCAAAUCACCACUUAGAACACGAAUCACUGAUGUUUAUUUGGAACACUGUUUGCGUGUAGCGACAUCAAUCAAGAUCAGUUUUGAUGCACUUAGUUCUGCAAAAAAAAAAGUCUAAUAAAUAUGUUUGAUUCUCAGUUAUGUUUUAUUUUCUUUAAAAAAAUAAAGAAACCUAUCUCUUGUUGCUUUUUUACAUUAAACCAGGCAAGCGUUUGACCACCAUCUCACCUACUGGGAAGCCACCAUGUUGUCAAAGCUGUAGCAUGCUUGCUUGCUUACUUUAAUUAACAAAAGUUGUGUAGCCCGGCAGGAAAUAUAAAAAACUGGCAUUUUCCUGCUCCGAUACCCAUUUCCUGUAAACAAAUUUUAUUGGUCUCCCUUGCUUUACCGAGGUGCCUACUUCAUUAACCACAUCCAUUAUCAAUUUAUGACAUGAAGAAGGGAAAGUUGUCACACAUUGUUCAGGUCCAACAACUGGUCUGUUCAUUAUGGGUCCAGUGUUUUGGGAUUCCCCAAAGUGAUGUCACUGAGCUUAGGGUGAGAUAACUCUUGGAAUAACUAAACAUUUACCAAAUUCAACUCUAAAACUUGUGUAAUUUUUAAAAUGUGAAUUUAUCCAAUUUUAAUGUCUGAAUAAGUGAAUUUAGGUAAUUUAGUUGAUUUUUUAAAUGUCAGUUAUUGUUUUUAGCCUAAAUUUUUAAUAUGGCCAUAGAUUGUUUUACCUCCAACAGGUGGAGAAAUUUUUUAAAAUCUUAAAAUUUUUACUGAUAUUAUAUUUAUUAUUAUUUUUUUUUUACAUAUAUAGGCUUUUUUUCAACUUUGGAGCUAUAUAUUUUUUAAUAUCUGUAUCUAAGGGCUAUUCCUAAUUAUAUAAUAUAUAUAGGUACAUCUUAAAUGAUUCUUAGUCAUAUAUUGGGCGUUAGUUGUAUGGCAUUGUAAUCAAUGUUUAAUUAUUCUUGCCCAUGAUCACACGUUUAAUACUAACAUUCAAGAAAGAAAUAAAAAAUGCUGUGAAAUCUAGUUUUCCUUAUAUUAAAAGACUUGAAAAUGAUUUCUAAUUUUUUUUUAUGAACAACGAAAAGUUCUUAUGGACUUUCACUGUCAAGUCAUUUUAUGUACAAUAAUAAUUGACUGUAAAUUUAUGGACAGUUGGCAACCCUGAUCUCCACUUAAACAGUAUCACAUGUUUGUGACCCAAUACUGUUGGUUUUUGCUCGAUUCUAUAAUUGUUUAUCAAUUUAGCCAUUUUAAGAUUGAAGCUAUAAUUAAAGAUGUCACGCAAGGAGGUAUUGGUGGGGAAGUGGGGGGGGGGGGGUUUGGGGGGGUCACACAUUUGUCUCAAAGUUUAUAACAUUAUGAGAGUGUCUAAAUUUUGUGACAAAUUUGUAAUGGUUUGGAGGGGUGUGGGUGAGGGAUUUUGGCCUAUCUAUCAGGACAUCAAUUAUUUUAAGCUCAUUAAACGACACUCAGAUAAGUGACGAUUUAAAUUAUUUGCGACAAAAUUAUUAUUUUUCCCACAGAAAAAUAUUGCAGUGGUAUUUUUUGUAUUUCUUAAACAAUAAUUUGUCUUACUAUAAGUGUAAGGCUCAUUCCCAAAACAUCGGUAAUGUAUGUGGUGUAUUUCCUUAAGAAUGUGACCUUUGUCUACCAAUAUCAAUAUAGUAAUAGUCUUACUAUAACUAUAAGGCUCAUUCCCAAAACAUAGGUCAUUCCCAAAACAUCGGUAAUGUAUGUGUAUGUGGUGUAACAUCCUUAAGAAUGUAAGCAUUGUCUACCAAUAUCAGUAAAGUAAUUAUAUAAUUUUUAAAUUUAAAUAUUAAGCCUAGUGCCACUAGUGGCACAGGAAUUUUUAGAUAAAUCUCAAGUAGUAAAGCACAUGUCCACUGUGCAGUUCAGGAAACUGCUUAAAUUUUACUAGUGAUGAGUAGAAGUCUGGGUCUGUGAAGCCAGAAACAUUUCUUUUGACUAUGACAUCAUGUGCUGUCUUUUUCUGUUGCAGAUUAAAGAAAUAAAAUAAAUCACAAAAGAUAUUCUUUGGGAGUCUUUUAUAAAACAUUAUCACAGUUUAGAACACCACAGACCUUUUAAGUAAUGGUUUACCCUUUAAGUAUAAUCCAUGCAUACUUUACUAUGUAGGGCCACUGACUAAAUUUGUAUUUUUUUUAACUGGUUAGCGUGGCACAUAUAUUACAGGUUAUCAAAAUCAAAACCACAUUCUGGCAACAGUAAAUAUAGCCCUUGUGCAUGUCUGUGUUCAAAAAAAUCUAUAGACGAGGAUGGGUAAAAGAGUUAAAUAAGCUUUGAAAUUUGAGUUUGUUUUCACGUUAACAAAGUGUUCAAUUUCUUCAGCCAAUUUUUUAAUCUUUGCAGAACACAAGGUGUGUAUUUUAAAAGAAACGGAGAAAUAAUAGGUUCUGCCGUAACAAAAUGUUGUUUAGUUUUUAAGUUAUUGUAAUGUUUAUUUUUAAAAAAAAUGUAUUCCUGGAUAUUUAAAAAAAAAAAAUGAUUUGUGUUGUAAAAACAGCUAUUUGUUUGUGAUGGAAGGCUGACUUUGUUUAGUGUUUUAAAAAAAAAUGUGGCAAGCUCCAUCUUUGCCGUACAUGGUUUUUAUUUCACUCAUGAGAUGCUCAUUUCAUGACACUAGGAAUUGUAUGGUUUUACUUUUUUAACACAAUUUACAGAACUUUUGGUUGAUAUUAUUUUUGUAUUCAAUCUAAAUUUAUUUAAUAAAGCUUUAUUUAGUUUGUCAUUACAAUGUUGGUGAUAAAUUUACUUGCAAAUUUACAGCAACCUGACUUAAACUAAUUAAGAAUGCUAAAUAGUAAUUUUAAAGAAAAGUAUUUGUUGUUUCAAAGUUAGGUUAGAAGUAAAGGGAAAAUUCUUUAUUGAUUAAUCGUUUUCUUUUUUUUUUAAAAGGAAACAUUUUGCUUUCUGUCAGAGUAUUUGUCACAACUGUAAUUGUUUAUUUGCAGUAAUUAUUCCAGGAAGAUACUCUUGAAAAAGGCCCUAAAUAUUCUGUAAAAACUCUAGCUAGAAUGAAGUAAUCCUAACCAAACAGUGUGCAAUGGGGUCAGUAAAUGGAACUUUAAACAAGCCAAAAGCUGAUUUCAUGAUUGUUUUGUUUAGAUAGCUUCCCCCUUAACAGGAGAUACGACAAAAUAUUCAGGGCUGUUUUGGAGUCCAUCUCCCCGAAAAUUACUCCUGAUAAAAGGAAAAUGUCAUAUUGUGAUGUAGUCAGCGCUAUAAAUUUUUACGUUCAGCUUUUGAAUAUUAAAAGAACAAUUUAUUUGUGCACUAAAUAAGUUAAUAUUUUGACUCUGACUUUUCUUUGUGAAAUGUCCACAAAUUAUUGAAAACUCACUCUAUUAAAAGAAUUUUUUUAUAAGAAUUGUUAAAAUUAUAAGCAUCUAAUUAUUAUUCAAAAUGCUAUUUUUUAUUAUUUAUUUAUUUUAUUUUUUUUUUUUCAUUUUAUUUCUCACAAACCCUGUUCAUUUAAUAUGCCUUAAUUUUCAAUGAUGUGAUUUACCUGAAGUUUUAAGUAACUUUUUUUUUUUUUUUUCAUCUAUUUUUUUUUUUUUAAAUAUUUUUUUUUUUUUUUUUGUUUUUUCUGAAUUUUUUAGUUAUUUUUUUUUUUUUUUUCACCUAUUUUUUUUUUUUUAAAUAAUUUUUUUUCCAGUAAAAAAGAAAUAGAAUGGGAUGAAAUGAACAUCCUCGCUACAUAUCAUCCCCCAGACAAAGAUUAUGGGUUCAUGAAGGUGGACGAGCCGCCAACACCCUACAACAGAGCAGCUGUAUCAGAUAACGAGGAUGAGGCCACCAGUGAAAGGAAAGGGAGUAUAAAUUCAUUGGCCGGGAUCGACCCAGCUUUGUUAGCCAAAAGGUAAUUGGCUCAGCAGAGAAACUUCAUUUCUAUGUUGAUUGAUGUCACAUUUUAAACAGUGACUUUUUACUACCUGUACCAUUACUUUUUUACUAUUUUGAAAUUUGAAAUUCUUACUAAGCUAAAGUUCCACAUAUUUUAAAUUUUAAAAAAAAUGUUAAAAUGAAGUGCAGCGUUUAAUAUUUUGUCUUAGGCUGGCAGACAAGGGCGAGUCAAGCAAAGAGAAGCAUUUUUAUGCAGACGAUGAUGAUGACGAGUCAGUUCAUGAGAAUGAAACAGAGGAAGAGAGAAGUAAGAUUAUUCCUCAUAUAACUAUAUUUAUGUUCUAUGGAUUUAUUUAUUUUUGGACGCACUUGAGUUGUUUCUUUUUUUUUUUUCUCUCUAUUACAAAUAAUAUAAGAGUUUGUUGUCUUUAUUAAACUAUUAAAAGAAUAAUUUUUUUUAAGCUUAUGAAUCUUACUUUACUGUUUUAUAAACAUUAAUGUUCUCUUAAAUUGUACAAGUUUAUUUGCUGGUUGUGGGUUAACAAAGGGUGGCAGCUUGACUCUUUCAUAUUUCAGUUAAAACAUUAAACUUACAAGCUCUCCUAAUUUCCACACAGAGAAGAGGAAGGCGUUCAUGCUGAAGAGGAAGAUGCAUUACAAUGAGUUCCAGGCGGUGCAGCUGGCCAAGAAGCUGAUGGCCGAAGAGGAUGACGACGACGACGACACGGGAGCGAAAAAAGCCGGCGGCGCAACUGCCUCAGGUACUUGUAGUGAAGUGCCUCCUUGUGUUCAAGAAAAUGAAAAUAAUAGCAGCUCAAAUGAUGAUGAGGAGUUGGUUGGGUCAGCUGUUGUUGACCCUUGAGGCAUAACAGAGCUGAUUUCUUGCAUUGACAUUUUUUUAAGUCCAAGGCUAAUUCCACAUCCUGCUUUUGAACAAUGUACUCUUGAGGUGAACGUACAUCUGCCAGGUUAAAGCGUAUGCACCCGAAUAUUGCCCUUGGCCUGUUUUAAUGACAAGUAAUUCAUCAACCCACCUCCACCCCUCUCCUCCUCCCACCCUCACCCCUGUUAUUUUAUUUGUAUGAAAAUACUUUUGUGACACAUUUCUUCAAUGUCAUUCCCAAGCGGUGUUAAUUCAACUACUCACAACUACCACAUGUCCAGCAUCUCAGUUAUUUUAUCGAUCCGUCUAUGAGAAAAUUGGUACUGGCUAUAAAGCAUAGUUUUGACAAAUUUGCUAGAAAAAUGAGUUCCCUGGAUUGAAUUUAGUGACAGUGUAUCCCAUGAAUUGAGGAAUAACGUAUUGAAUUGAUGUAAAGUGUAAUGAUAAAAAUUACUGCUUACUUUGUAAAGUUACAAAAAUUGAAUGUUAUCGAUGUAUAUGUAUGGUCAUAUUUUUAAAUGUACAAGUUCCUUCUGGGGUAGAUACCUUUGAACUACAAUGUGAUCAGUAGUUUUAGAUUGUGGUAUCUUGUUAGCAUUAAAAAUUAAAUAAACAUUCUGGUGAUGAAAAGUCUGUCAGUUUCUAGUGUAUAAUUGACCACAAUUCUUUCUAAGAAAUAUAUACUAAAUAUAUGAUAUGAUAAAUUUGUUAAUGGCAAGGAAGCUGUCAUGGCUGAUGAUGUCACAGCAAGAUGUUAGCAGUUUUUAAAAAAUAUUUGAUUGUGUUUCUUUUACAAACUAACUUGAACACAUUUUACACAAACCUGAAGGUAACUAAACAUGCUAGAUGACUUAUAAUUUUUAAAAAAAAAUAAAACAAUUCUGGGGAGCAGAUGAAUUUGCCUAUAUUGGUGUAUUAUAGGUAUAUAUAUUUUUUUUAACAAUGUUCAUGACAUGGCAGAAAGUUAUCUUAUGCAAAUUUAAUUUGAAACCUACAAGGUCGUAGCCUAGUGUUGUACAAUUUGUUUCCUAUACACAAUCCAUUAUAUCACUGUGUCUAUUAUGUUUAGUUUUAUUCCACUUUUUUUCGAUUUUUUUUUCCUUUCUUUUUUGAUGUAACUUUGUUUUUGUUGUCAAUGGAAGGACAAGUCACAAUUUCAACUCACAUAUUCUAUGAAAACCGAUUGUGCAAUUGUAUAGAUUAAUGUGCGGCAUUGGUAUGAAACUUUGUUACUUGCCGUGCACUUGGCGAGAUACAAUCAAACGCUGCUCUGGCUCCAUCAAAUUAUUACAUAUGCAGCAUUAAAGUUUGGUGUGAAAUAGGAGAUUUUUUAUGAUUGCAAGCUUGAACACCUGAAAAGAUACAUUUCAUUCAUUGCUGAUUGUAAUUUUUUUUUUUUUUAAUAGUUUCAAAAUAGUUUUUCCUCAAUAAGUUAACUGCUUGUAGCAGAGAGAUUAUAUCUAAUUAUCUCCAUGAACAUAAUGCAAGCAAAAAAAUAACAAAAAUUGGUUGGAUUCUCCACUGCAUCAUCAGAAAUAUAUUAGGGUUCUGGGAACUUUGCUAUCAUGUAAUUUUGUAAUCGGAUAUGUAUAUCAGUAAUGUAUAUCUUUUUUGUUACAUUCUGUUUAUAAUUGAUGUACAUUUUGAGAAAACGAAAGCAGACAUUCUUCAGAAACUGUUUAAAUUAUGGCACACAACAUAAUCUAAAUAAACCUGGCUGUUGGCGAGAGGGUUAGGGUUUAGUUCUUGUUUAGAUACUGUGAGUGGGAUUGUUUCAACUGGUUAGGGUCAGGGUUAGGGUUAGGGUUUAGUUCUAGUUUAGAUACUAUGAGUGGGAUUGUUUCAACUGGUUAGGGUUAGGGUUUAGUUCUAGUUUAGAUACUAUGAGUGGGAUUGUUUCAACUGGUUAGGGUUAGGGUUUAGUUCUAAUUUAAAUACUAUGAGUGGGAUUGUUUCAACUGGUUAGGGUUAGGGUUUAGUUCUAAUUUAAAUACUAUGAGUGGGAUUUUUUCAACCGUGCACACAGCUACCCGCUAGUUGCAAGUUACAAUUUUUUUCCAUUUGAUGAUAUCCAUAAAAUACAGUAGCUGAGAAUUUCAUGAAGAAACCAAACAAUGACACCUAGUGAAUAAAUUAUUUAGAGUAGCCAAGAAAGAAUUGCAAUACAUUUGUGGAAUUGACCAAAUAUAUCAGAUCAACACCAGGUUUUUAACAAAAAAUGUAUACAAGGGCGAAUCAGAAAUUCUGGACCUGAAGAAAUAAGUCUUAAUGCAGAGAUAAAUUGUUUAAAUUUUAUAUUCACAGUCUUUGUUGAAAUAACCAGUACAAAAAGGCAUAGUCCUGAGACCUUGAACAUUGUCCCAUGACUUGUUUCAGGUCAAAGUCCAACUUAAUCUGAUCACAAAUCUGUCCAUUUUUAAACAGGCCCGAAACAAAAACCGAAACAGAAAGGGUGAGUUGAUCAUCUGGAAAUUUCAAAUUUCCUUUUUAUGUUUUCUGGGGCUUUUUUUUUUAUAACCAUUAUUUCAGCAUCCCAAUGAUUGUUUAACUUGUAAUAUUCAAUGUUAGCCUACUUGAUUGCACAUGGACAUGUUCAUUUUUUUUUUGUUGGAGUUGACAUUGGUUCAAUUUCUUCUCUUUUCAUCUCUCCAUAAUUUGCCUAGAGACCCUUAAGAUUCAAAGUUUUAUUGAGGCUCUGCGACGAAGAAAAAAUAGUUUAGACCAAAACCAAUUUGUGAGGCUGCAUGGUAAAUGGUAAAUAUUUGCGCUUUCAACUAUUUUUAAAAAUUUUAAUUCAGCCCCAAUCUUCAGUUAUAGAUUAACAACCCAGCGAUGGUAUGAUCUAUUUAAAAUAUCUUGGCUGUUGAAAGGAGAAAAUGACAAUGUGAAGCACCCUUGAAAACAUAUACUCAAGGCAACUAAACUCUGUUGGGAAAAUCAUUUUGUUGUAAAAAAAAAAUAAUAAAAAUAGUGGAGUUGUGCCCCUUUAGCUUGAGUUUUACAAGUUUGGUACCAUAGCUUUUUUUGGACUAUUUAUUUAUUACCUGGGAAAAAAAAUGGAUUUUCCUUUUUCUUUUUUUUUUUCAUUUAAGUUUACCAAAUGGGGAUAACUAUGGGGCAUUGAAAAGAAACAAAGAUGCUCCAUCCCAAUUUUUUCAAAGUCAAUUCUAUCAGUUCGUAUAGAAAAAUGUUUUGUGUCAGCUCUUCUUACUCCCGUGGGGCAAUUUCUUUUUUUUUUUUUUGGCCAG
Lymnaea stagnalis (great pond snail) is the source of this 12948-nucleotide messenger RNA. The record is from the annotation of a GenBank genome assembly. Lineage: Eukaryota; Metazoa; Mollusca; Gastropoda; Lymnaeidae.